Magallana angulata is the source of this 1474-nucleotide messenger RNA. RefSeq lists its product as uncharacterized. The record is from RefSeq and is a predicted model, not a curated record. Bases 92 to 847 code for a protein of 251 amino acids. The transcript is spliced from 3 exons. Lineage: Eukaryota; Metazoa; Mollusca; Bivalvia; Ostreida; Ostreidae.
UUCACAUGUUCGGGGCCCCUUAGCACCUAACGUAUCAGUUGUAUGAGCGGUCAGUGUGUUCGAGUGAGGUGUCAACCCCGUAGCAAAAAAAAUGGAUAGAGGUCUAAACCUUAUGCACGUAAUUAUUCUGGGUUUUGCCAUUCUAUCGCUAAUAUUCCUAAUUUCUGGGUUCGCCACACGGGGAUGGAUCAUAUAUGAGAUGACGAUCGCUACCACCCCGGGCGAAGUGCCUUACCACGACUGGCAACAACACCCCGAACACAAGGCCAACCUCAAAUUCAGCAUCACGUUUGGUCUCUGGAAAGGCAAAGCAUGCGUGAUGUCAAAAUGUACAGACCUCUCCUACUCACAGACUGCGGGAAUUAUAUUCUACGAUAAAGUGGCCCACGAGUUCCCAUGGACUCGCUACAAGGUGGUGGGGACCUUCUCUCUGAUCCUGGGAAUUCUGUCCAUGUUCUUUACCUUGGCUCACGUCAGAACCAACAACUGUCCGUCUGGAGUCGUUACCUUGAUAACGUGGACCUCAACAGGCGGACUAUUCUUCUACAUGGUUGGGAAGUUUGCAAAAGUGACGGAGAAUAUGAACUCGGAGUUUACGGUCUUCCAUUACAAGUACGCAGACGCCAACAUCGACACGGACACUCCUUACUCGGUGGUGCUGAUUGGCCUGGGAUGUCUCGCCGCCUUCACCACCGCAUUCAUGGUGCUCGUCAACGUCAUAUGCUGCGGACAGGGUAAAAGUCGCCGCGUCCUGCGGUUCGGUCGCACCGCCGCCACCAUGUCAGCGUUGUCUGGUACUGCGGCGCCCACUACCACCACGUCAGCGACGUCCAUCUUGCGGUUUUGAAUUUGUCAGUGUCAGUGUCAAUGUUCAAACUAGGUCACAUCUUGUACAGAGAGUGCGACGUUAUUUCCAUUGUUUGAAAUCUUCGACAUCCAUUUAUUUUUUGGACAUAUUCCGGAACCUGGCUUUACUUUCUUACGGCGCUGACUGAUAUCAGAUAUAUCCUAAACAUUUGUUAGUGUAAAAGCUUGUACAUACUAAUUUAUCAAUGUUCCGUAUUUAUUUAUUGAUGCUAUUCGACAUUUUCUACAGAUUGACAUGUAUCAUGACAUUAUUGAUCUAUGAAUGACGACAUAUUGACGUUAUUCAUUGUAUAUAUAUAGUUGGCGUUUUCCAUGGCAGUGACAUGAACAGUUCGGCAUUAAAAAUAAUAGUUCGGUUAAUUUUUUUUGUAUGAAUUGUUAGUUAUUCGACAAUGUUUAUCAGAUACCAAAAGGAAUGAGUUUUAAAGUUGUUUAUAGAAGAAGAAAUCUCGUUCCAUAGUCCCUGGUCAUUUUCUCCCAGAAGUUAUUUUUGUAGCACACAGAGAAAAAUAAUGACUCAGAUUGACAGCAACCUGCAUUUCCUGAUAAAAAAAAAACUUAUUCCGAUUGGAAUAUCAUGUACAAAAUAAAAUCACACGAAUUCUAA